This is a messenger RNA of Ceratitis capitata (Mediterranean fruit fly), 1959 nucleotides long. RefSeq names its product Atherin. The record is from RefSeq and is a predicted model, not a curated record. The transcript is spliced from 7 exons. Gene Ontology annotation, cellular component: endoplasmic reticulum membrane. Lineage: Eukaryota; Metazoa; Arthropoda; Insecta; Diptera; Tephritidae. Bases 127 to 1782 code for a protein of 551 amino acids. Gene Ontology annotation, biological process: dolichol-linked oligosaccharide biosynthetic process; glycolipid translocation.
UUUAUUCGUUAGCAGGAGUUUGUUUAUAUCUCCGGAAUGUUGUUUUAUUAUAACCGGUGUCUAAUUGUAUUGGAAUCUAUAAUUUAAUAUAUAACAUAAGUAAAGUGGUUUGUAAUUUUUUGAAGAAUGGAACGGAAUGUGCUGCGAAGCAGUCUACUUAGUGCCGCUUUUAGCAUUAUUUUCCAGAUUUUAUGCCGCCUUCUUACAUUUGCCAUAAAUGCUUUCAUUGUACGAAAUGUUGGGGGUGAAACGCUGGGCAUUAUGAAUGUGCGUCUUCUUCUUUUGGAAAGCACUUUGCUGUUUUUGUCCAGGGAAGCUUUUAACAGAGCGGGAUUAAGUGCCACUACACAGCAACGCAACAAAUGUACAUGGGCACAGCUAAUUAAUCAAAUGUGGCUUACAGCCCCUACUUGUGUGAUCAUUUGCAUUCCAUGCGUAUACAUAUGGUUACAUCUGCUUUCACCCGUUGAUGAAAAGUUUCAUGCUCAAUAUCAAUUCGCUUGCUACGCAAUGGCUUUAUCAUGUGUUAUUGAGCUCUGUGCCGAGGCACCCAGCUUUGUAACCCAGGUGUUUUGCUUCGUGCGACUACGAAUUGUUUUAAACACCUUACAUAUAUUAGUACGUUCAGCUGUAUUCCUGUGGAUUGUAAUAAAUGACAAGAGUGUUGCUAUUAAUGCGUUUGCUAUAGCACAACUUAUGAGCGCUGCCACCAUAAUACUUGGAAAUUAUGGUUUCUUCUAUUUUUACAUUUGGAGAAUUAACCAAAAUAAAGAAAAGGAAGUGAAGUCUAAUGGGAAUCCCAAUAUGAUUGAUAGUAUGAACGACUUUCCAUUCAAGAAAAUUUCUGAUUUUCUUCCAGGUGUUUUGAAAAAUGAGGGACAUUUCCUUAAUUCAGAAUUGCAAGUACUUACCUUAAGCUUCGUUAAGCAAGGCGUACUAAAACAAAUCCUGACGGAAGGAGAGAAGUAUGUUAUGUCUGUAAGUCCAGUACUGAGCUUCAGUGAACAAGCGACGUACGAUGUAGUAAAUAACUUGGGCAGUUUGGCGGCACGAUUUAUUUUCCGGCCUAUAGAGGACAGUAGUUAUUUUUUCUUUACUCAAACGAUUGCUCGUGAUAUUGAAUUGCAUAAACAAAGUCGAGAUGAAGUUACACAAGCGGCAAAAGUCCUACAAAACUUAUCUCUAGCGGUAACGUCGAUUGGACUAUUGGCAUUAACUUUUGGACAAAGUUACUCUCAUACCUUACUUUUAUUAUAUGGUGGAGCCGACUUUGUUAGUGGUGGAUUACCAGAACGGCUUUUACAGUGGCACUGCCUAGCUAUUUAUUUUUUGGCUAUUAACGGUAUUACAGAGGGUUAUAUGUUUGCAACCAAUACUAGUAAAGACAUCGACAAAUAUAAUUACUUGAUGGCCAUAUUUUCCAUUAGUUUCCUGAUCCUCUCCUACAUUUUAACAAGUUUUUUGGGACCGGUUGGAUUCAUAUUCGCUAAUUGCAUAAAUAUGUUCUGCAGAAUCUGCUACAGUACCCGGUUUAUAUAUCGUCAGUACCAACCAACAGGUCUGAAGCCGCUUCAUGGUUUGCUGCCCGGUAAAUGGUUUUUUACUACGCUUAUAAUAACUGGCAUAACUUGUAAAUAUUCAGCGUAUUACUGUACGUCACUCAUGUUGCAUCUAUUUUAUGGAUUUUCGAGUGUAGUUUGUUGUCUGGUAGUUUGGUCUAUAGAAAACAGCGAACUGGUCAAGAUGAGUUGGCAAUAUGGACGGCACAUUAAAACUGAUUAAAUUGAAGAUCCUAAAAUUGUUUUCAUAUUUACAUAUAAGUACAUAUGCUUUGAUAUUUUGUUACAAACUUCGUAUGAAUAUAUUUAUGUACAUAUAAAAAAAGGACCUAAUUGAUCACCAAUCUAGCUAAAAUAAAACAUUGCCGAUUGUUCAAACGAGCUUGGCAUAUAUAUUUAA